Naegleria gruberi is the source of this 717-nucleotide messenger RNA. RefSeq lists its product as uncharacterized. Gene Ontology annotation, cellular component: proton-transporting V-type ATPase, V0 domain. The transcript has a single exon. Gene Ontology annotation, molecular function: proton-transporting ATPase activity, rotational mechanism. NCBI's taxonomy places the organism in Eukaryota, Heterolobosea, Eutetramitea, Acrasida, Naegleriidae. The record is from RefSeq and is a predicted model, not a curated record. Gene Ontology annotation, biological process: proton transmembrane transport. Bases 1 to 717 code for a protein of 238 amino acids.
AUGGAAUCUACCGACGCUUUGCUCCCACAAGCUUUGGAGCGCAUCAGAGAACCUGGUGAUGAUGCAAUGCCAACUCUUCUCUCAAUUAUUCUUGGUAUUGUUGGAGUUACUCUUUUAUUAGUUCUUGUUUUACCACUCUUCGGUGGUACCGUUGCUUUUGACGGUGAACAAUGGGCAUACAUUUUCGCUGCUAUUGAUCCAUAUAUUUUCUCUGCUGUUGGUACUGGAUGUGUUAUUGGUCUUUCUGUUAUUGGUGCUGGUUGGGGUAUCACUAUUGCUGGUGCUUCUAUUAUGGGUGCCUGUGUUAGAGCCCCUCGUAUCAAGACUAAGAACCUCAUCAGUAUUAUUUUCUGUGAAGCUGUUGCUAUCUACGGUAUUAUUAUGGCUAUUGUCCUUUCAACACAAACCAAAUGGUUCAUGGAUGAUAAGGAUUCCUCAAAGGUUACUCCUUGGCCAAUUCUUGUUGGUUCAUGUUAUUCCUUGUUUGCUGCUGGUCUCACUGUUGGUUUAGGUAACAUGGCCUGUGGUGCUUGUGUUGGUAUUGUUGGUAGUGGUUGUGCUAUUGCUGAUGCUGCUGAACCAUCAUUGUUCGUCAAGAUUUUGGUUGUCGAAAUUUUCGCUUCUGCUUUAGGUAUUUUUGCUAUCAUUGUUGGUAUUGUUGUGGCAUCUGGUAAGUUGAAUAAUGUUGAAUGGUUUUUUCUAAUGUUUAAUUUUUAG